Raphanus sativus (radish) is the source of this 986-nucleotide messenger RNA. Its product is annotated as 50S ribosomal protein L4, chloroplastic. Gene Ontology annotation, biological process: translation. NCBI's taxonomy places the organism in Eukaryota, Viridiplantae, Streptophyta, Magnoliopsida, Brassicales, Brassicaceae. The transcript is spliced from 2 exons. Gene Ontology annotation, cellular component: ribosome. Gene Ontology annotation, molecular function: structural constituent of ribosome. Bases 1 to 849 code for a protein of 282 amino acids. The record is from RefSeq and is a predicted model, not a curated record.
AUGGCUUCCUCUGCAACAACGCCAAACUCACUAUCCUUCUUCUCGUCUUCUCUCUUUCUAUCCUCCUCUCACAAAAUCCCCAAAACCUACAUUUCCGUCGCGAAACCAAUCUCCGGCAGAGUUUCAAAGCCGCUCUCCGUCGCGUCCCAGCUAGCGACGCUACCUAUCCUCUCAUUCGAGGGAGACAAGAUCGGAGAGACGUACCUGGACCUCAAAACCGCUCCGGAGGACACCGCGCGCGCCGUCGUCCACCGGGCGAUCGUGAACGACCUGCAGAACAAGCGGCGAGGGACGGCGUCGACGCUGACCCGCGGGGAAGUUCGCGGCGGUGGAAUAAAGCCUUACUCGCAGAAGAAGACGGGAAACGCGAGGCGGGGGUCGCAGAGGACGCCGCUGCGUCCCGGAGGAGGGGUGGUGUUCGGUCCGAAGCCGAGGGACUGGUCGAUCAAGAUCAACAGGAAGGAGAAGAGGCUGGCGAUAUCGACGGCGAUAUCGAGCGCGGCGGCGGCGGAAGGCGGGGCGAUAGUGGUGGAGGAGUUCGGGGAUAAGUUUCAGAAGCCGAAGACGAAAGACUUCUUGGCCGCGAUGGAGAGGUGGGGGCUUGAUCCGAAGGAGAAGGCGAUGUUCUUGAUGAUGGAUGUCGAGGAGAACGUGGCGAAGUCGGGAAGGAACAUUGGGACGCUGAGGAUGCUGACGCCUAGGACGCUGAAUCUGUUUGAUAUUUUGAACUCUGAUAAGCUUGUGCUGACUCCUGCCGCGGUGGAGUUUCUGAAUGCUAGGUAUGGUGUUGAUUCGGAGAUUGACGAGGAAGAUGAAGAUGACACGGAAGGGGCAGAAGAAGCUGCGUAAUGAGCAAGGAGCUUAGAUUGAACCGGUGAAUGUGUAGCUUAUGAGUAUUUCAACUUCUGUUUCCUUUUUGUGACAACAAGAGAAAAUGUGCAUUUUAUUUAGAUUCUUGAACGAGAUCGUUCCUAUCUUCUUUCUCA